Nyctereutes procyonoides (raccoon dog) is the source of this 659-nucleotide messenger RNA. Its product is annotated as T-cell surface glycoprotein CD3 delta chain. Bases 56 to 571 code for a protein of 171 amino acids. Lineage: Eukaryota; Metazoa; Chordata; Mammalia; Carnivora; Canidae. The transcript has 5 exons. Gene Ontology annotation, cellular component: alpha-beta T cell receptor complex; external side of plasma membrane; membrane. The record is from RefSeq and is a predicted model, not a curated record. Gene Ontology annotation, biological process: cell surface receptor signaling pathway; positive thymic T cell selection. Gene Ontology annotation, molecular function: transmembrane signaling receptor activity.
CCUGGUUGGUGGUUCUGUGACUUGGGUCUACCUACUGAAGGAAUUCUCCCGGAAAAUGGAACACUGCAGGUUUCUGGCUGGCCUGAUCCUGGCUGUCCUCCUCUCCCGAGUGAGCUCCUUCAAGGUAUCUGUGGAGGAACUUGAGGACAGAGUGUUCCUGAGUUGCAAUACCAGUGUCCUAAGGAUAGAGGGAACUAUGGGAAUACAACUCCCACGCAGUAGAACUCUGGACUUGGGGAAACGCAUCCUGGACCCACGAGGAAUAUAUCGGUGCAAUGCGACAGAAGAACAAUCUGACAAAACACCUUAUAUGCAAGUAUAUUAUCGAAUGUGUCAGAACUGUGUGGAACUGGACUCAGCUACCCUGGCUGGCAUCGUCAUCACUGACAUAAUCGCCACUCUGCUCCUUGCUUUGGGAGUCUAUUGCUUUGCUGGACAUGAGACUGGAAGGUCCUCUAAGUCUGCUGACACUCAAAUUCUGUUGGAAAAUGACCAGCUCUAUCAGCCCCUUCGAGAUCGGAAUGAUGCUCAGUAUAGUCAUCUUGGUGAAAACUGGCCUCGGAAGAAGUGAACCUGAGACUGGUGGCUUAUAGCAGUAUCAGCUAUCGACUGUACUUUCUUUCCUUGCUCAUUCAAUAAAGAAGUCUUAUUUCACUUGG